This is a messenger RNA of Euleptes europaea (tarantolino), 6807 nucleotides long. It is a transcript of the gene CKAP5, whose product is annotated as cytoskeleton associated protein 5. NCBI's taxonomy places the organism in Eukaryota, Metazoa, Chordata, Lepidosauria, Squamata, Sphaerodactylidae. Gene Ontology annotation, cellular component: centrosome; microtubule plus-end; kinetochore. The coding region runs from base 112 to 6210 and encodes 2032 amino acids. Gene Ontology annotation, biological process: establishment or maintenance of microtubule cytoskeleton polarity; mitotic spindle organization; microtubule polymerization. Gene Ontology annotation, molecular function: microtubule plus-end binding; microtubule plus end polymerase activity. The transcript is spliced from 44 exons. The record is from RefSeq and is a predicted model, not a curated record.
GUGCGGCCUGCGUCGGUGAUUUCAAACCUGGCCGAGGAGCGGCCCAGGGUUUACCGCUUGGCCGGACUCGGCCUAGAAGUUAUUGUGAUUUUGUAACGAAGCUGAAGCAUCAUGGGGGAUGAUAGUGAAUGGAUUAAAUUACCCAUCGAUCAGAAAUGUGAACACAAGUUGUGGAAAGCCAGGUUAAAUGGCUAUGAAGAAGCUUUGAAGCUCUUUGAGAAAAUAGAUGACGAGAAGAGCCCUGAAUGGUCCAAAUACCUUGGACUUAUAAAGAAAUUUGUGAUAGAUUCCAAUGCAGUGGCUCAGCUGAAAGGAUUAGAAGCAGCACUUGCCUAUGUUGAAAAUGCACAUGUAGCAGGAAAAACAACAGGAGAAGUAGUCUCUGGAGUUGUCAAUAAAGUGUUCAACCAGCCUAAAGUGAGAGCCAAGGAGCUAGGCAUGGACAUAUGUCUUACGUUUAUUGAAAUUGAAAAGGGGGAAGUGGUACAAGAAGAGCUACUUAAAGGCUUGGACAACAAGAACCCCAAGAUCAUAGUAGCAUGUAUAGAGACAUUAAGGAGAGCACUAAGUGAAUUUGGUUCAAAAAUAAUCCCACUGAAGCCAAUAAUCAAAGUGUUGCCAAAACUUUUUGAGUCUCGAGAGAAGGCUGUUCGAGAUGAAGCCAAACUUCUUGCUGUAGAGAUCUAUCGAUGGAUAAGGGAUGCUCUUAGGCCUCCGCUGCAGAAUAUAAACUCUGUUCAGCUAAAAGAUCUGGAAGAAGAAUGGGUCAAACUACCAUCCUCUGCUCCAAAGCAGACCCGAUUCCUCCGUUCCCAGCAAGAAAUGAAAGCAAAGUUUGAGCAGCAACAGGCAGCAGGUGGAGAUGCAGAUGGAGGCGGAGAUGAUGGCGAUGAAGCUGUUCCACAGGUAGAUGCUUAUGAACUCUUGGAGGCUGUGGAAAUUCUUUCCAAACUUCCUAAAGACUUCUAUGACAAAAUAGAGGCCAAAAAAUGGCAGGAGAGGAAAGAAGCUUUAGAAGCCGUGGAAGUACUGGUAAAAAACCCCAAACUAGAAGCUGGAGAUUAUGCAGACUUGGUGAAGGAACUUAAGAAGGUUGUCGGAAAGGAUACUAAUGUAAUGUUGGUUGCUUUGGCUGCAAAAUGCCUUGCUGGACUGGCUACAGGUCUCAGGAAGAAAUUUGGGCAGUAUGCAGGUCAUGUUGUCCCAACAAUAUUAGAGAAGUUCAAGGAAAAAAAGCCUCAGGUGGUGCAAGCCUUGCAAGAAGCCAUUGAUGCGAUCUUCCUUACGACAACAUUACAAAACCUUAGUGAAGAUAUAUUGGCUGUGAUGGAUAACAAAAACCCAACCAUCAAGCAGCAGACAUCCCUCUUCAUUGCAAGAAGUUUUCGUCACUGCACUCCAUCUACUUUUUCCAAAGGCCUGCUGAAACCAUUCUGUGCUGCUCUACUCAAGCAUAUUAAUGACCCAGCACCUGAAGUUAGAGAUGCUGCAUUUGAAGCCCUGGCUACUGCCCUGAAGGUGGCAGGAGAGAAAGCUGUGAACCCUUUCCUAACUGAUGUUGAUAAACUGAAGCUUGAUCGGAUUAAAGAGUGUGCUGAAAAAGUGGAGUUGACUGGUGGUGGUAAAGUUGGUGGAGGAGCUGACAGAAAAGAGAGCAGACCCGUGGCUGGGAAGGCUCCUGUUCUUUCAGGGGCUGCAGGAGAUAAAGACACAAAGGAGAAUGUGGUCAAAUCUGGUCCACCAAAGAAAGCACCUGCUGCGAAGGCUGGUGGUCCACCCAAGAAGGGCAAACAAGCUGCAGCUGGUGGUGGAGGAAGUGCUGGAACAAAAGGCAAGAAGGGAGCCGAAGUGAAGGAGAUAUUUGAACCAGAGCUCUCGAUAGAAGUAUGUGAAGAAAAGGCUUCAGCUGUCCUGCCAGCCUCUUGCAUACAGCAGCUGGAUAGUGGCAACUGGAAAGAGAGGCUUGCUUGUAUGGAGGAAUUUCAGAAGGCUGUUGAACUGAUGGACAAAAACGAAAUGCCAUGCCAGGCUCUAGUAAGGAUGUUGGCCAAGAAACCUGGAUGGAAGGAGACUAACUUUCAGGUGAUGCAGAUAAAGCUUCGCAUAGUUGCCUUGGUUGCUCAGAAGGGAACCUUCUCCAAAACAUCAGCACAAAUUGUGCUGGACGGUCUUGUGGAUAAGAUUGGUGAUGUGAAGUGUGGAAACAAUGCAAAAGAAGCACUAACAGCAAUAGCAGAGGCGUGUCAGUUGCCAUGGACUGCUGAACAGGUAAUGUCAAUGGCUUUCUCUCAGAAGAAUCCAAAGAACCAAUCAGAAACCCUGAACUGGCUUUCAAAUGCAAUUAAGGAGUUUGGGUUUUUGGGAUUGAAUGUAAAGGCUUUCAUCAGCAAUGUUAAGACUGCUCUUGCAGCCACAAAUCCAGCUGUGAGAACAUCUGCCAUUACCUUAUUGGGUGUCCUGUAUCUUUAUGUGGGCCCUUCUUUGCGAAUGUUCUUUGAGGAUGAGAAACCUGCUCUUCUGUCUCAAAUAGAUGCAGAGUUUGAAAAAAUGCAAGGACAAACACCACCUGCUCCAUCUCGAGGCAGUUCCAGACACACCGUUGGCGCUGGGGAUGAUGGCGAGGAAGGAGAAGAUCAGGAGGAAGCAGGAAAUGAUGUUGUAGAUCUAUUGCCAAGAGCUGAUAUCAGUGAUAAGAUCACCUCUGAUUUAGUGUCCAAGAUUGGUGAUAAAAACUGGAAAAUCCGAAAGGAAGGUCUAGAUGAAGUGGCAAGCAUCAUUAACGAAGCCAAAUUCAUACAGCCAAGCAUAGGCGAACUUGCACCUGCACUGAAGAGUCGUCUCAAUGACUCCAAUAAAAUCCUGGUUCAACAAACAUUGUCCAUCCUUCAGCAGCUGGCCAUUGCUAUAGGCCCAAAUAUCAAGCAACAUGUAAAAAAUCUGGGCAUUUCCAUCAUCACAAUCCUUGGAGACAGUAAGAGCAAUGUGCGAGCAGCUUCCCUAACUACUAUAAAUGCCUGGACAGAACAGACUGGCAUGAAAGAGUGGCUAGAAGGUGAGGACCUAUCUGAAGAGCUCAAGAAAGAGAACCCUUUCCUACGGCAAGAGCUUUUAGGCUGGCUGGCUGAAAAGUUGCCCACCCUCCGUACCGUCCCCUCAGACCUGUUCUUUUGCGUGCCUCACCUGUACUCUUGCCUGGAGGAUCGAAAUGGAGAUGUCCGUAAAAAGGCACAGGAUGCUCUGCCAUUUUUUAUGAUGCAUCUGGGAUUUGAGAAGAUGGCCAAAGCUACUGGGAAGCUGAAGACAGCCUCCAAAGACCAAGUACUGACCAUGCUUGAAAAAGCCAAAGCUAAUAUGCCUGCCAAACCUGCUCCACCUAAGGCAUGUUCCAGAGCUGCAGGAGCAGCUCCUGCCAAAUGUCAAACUGCAUCAGGUUCUGGUGAAGAUUUUAUGGCCAGUUCUGUGGAUACCAAGCCUGAUCCCAAAAAGGCCAAAGCAGGAGGAACUGCCCCUAAAACCAAGGGUAUACAGGGGAAGAAGGUACCAAGCAAGUCCAACUUGAAGGAAGAUGAUGAUCGUUCUGGUCCAGUUUUUGUUAUAGUCCCUGGUGGGAAAGAGCAAAGGAUGAAAGAUGAAAAAGGAUUAAAGGUUUUGAAAUGGAACUUCACUACUCCUCGUGAUGAAUAUAUUGAGCAACUGAAGACUCAGAUGUCCAGCUGUAUUGCCAAGUGGUUACAAGAUGAGAUGUUUCAUUCAGAUUUUCAGCACCACAACAAAGCAAUUGCUAUAAUGGUUGAUCAUCUGGAGGGUGAAAAGGAUGGAGUUAUCAGCUGUUUGGAUCUGAUCCUAAAAUGGGUCACCUUGAGGUUCUUUGACACCAACACAAGUGUCCUCAUGAAGGCCUUGGAGUAUCUCAAGCUGCUUUUUACUAUGUUGAACCAAGAAGAGUAUCAUCUGACUGAGAUUGAAGCAAACUCCUUCAUCCCUUAUCUUGUAUUAAAGGUUGGGGAACCAAAAGAUGUCAUCCGCAGAGAUGUGCGUGCCAUUCUGAAUAGGAUGUGCCUUGUCUAUCCAGCCAGCAAGAUGUUUACUUUUAUUAUGGAAGGGACCAAGUCAAAGAACUCAAAACAGCGGGCAGAGUGCUUGGAAGAACUGGGGUGUCUAGUUGAAUCAUACGGUAUGAAUGUAUGUCAGCCAACUCCGGGCAAAGCUUUAAAGGAAAUGGCAGUUCACAUUGGUGACAGAGACAACACUGUCAGAAAUGCUGCUCUCAACACCAUUGUAACGGUUUACAAUGUCCAUGGGGAUCAGGUGUUCAAGCUGAUUGGAAAUCUUUCUGAAAAAGACAUGAGCAUGUUGGAGGAGCGAAUAAAGCGAUCUGCGAAGAGGCCAAAUGCUGCUUUGGCGAAGCAGGUAGAAGAGAAACCACAGCGCAUUCAGAGUGUUAGUGCCAAUACAAAUAUGCUGCGGAAGGGACCAGUUGAAGACAUGUCUUCCAAACUCAACCAAGCCCGUAAUAUGAGUGGCCACUCUGAAGCAACACACACAGUUCCACGAGAGUUUCAGCUGGAUCUAGAUGAAAUAGAAAAUGAUAAUGGUACGGUUCGGUGUGAAAUGCCAGCACUUGUCCAGCACAAACUGGAUGAUAUCUUGGAACCCGUUUUGAUCCCUGAACCCAAGAUCCGUGCUGUGUCUCCACACUUUGAUGAUAUGCACAGUAACACAGCAUCCACCAUCAACUUUGUUAUCUCCCAGGUAGCCAGCGGUGAUAUCAAUACAAGCAUCCAAGCUCUAGCUCAGAUUGAUGAAGUCUUGAGACAAGAGGAUAAAGCAGAAGCUAUGUCUGGCCACAUUGACCAGUUUUUAAUAGCUACGUUCAUGCAACUGAGACUCAUUUAUAAUACACACAUGGCUGAUGAGAAACUGGACAAGGAUGAAAUAGUCAAGUUGUACAGUUGCAUAAUUGGAAACAUGAUUUCGCUGUUCCAGAUUGAAAGUUUGGCCAGGGAGGCCUCUGCAGGAGUGCUGAAGGACUUGAUGCAUGGUCUUAUUACCUUAAUGCUGGAUUCGAGGGUUGAAGACCUAGAGGAAGGCCAGCAGGUUAUCAGAUCUGUCAACCUCUUGGUGGUAAAAGUUCUGGAGAAAUCUGACCAAACCAACAUACUGAGUGCCCUGCUUGUUCUGCUCCAGGACAGUCUUCUAGCAACAGCAAGCUCUCCCAAGUUCUCAGAACUUGUAAUGAAGUGUUUAUGGAGGAUGGUGAGGCUUCUUCCUGAAACUAUCAACACCAUCAAUCUGGACCGAAUUAUGUUGGACAUCCACAUUUUUAUGAAGGUAUUUCCAAAGGAGAAGCUGAAGCAGUGCAAGAGCGAAUUUCCCAUACGGACACUAAAGACCUUGAUUCACACCUUGUGCAAGCUGAAAGGACCCAAGAUCCUAGAUCAUCUGACAAUGAUUGAUAACAAGAAUGAGUCUGAAUUGGAGGCUCACUUGUGCAGAGUGAUGAAGCACUCCCUGGACCAAACUGGAAGUAAAACAGAUAAAGGCACAGAAAAAGGAGCUUCUCGGAUAGAUGAAAAGUCACCAAAGGCCAAAGUGAAUGAUAUUUUAGCAGAGAUUUUUAAGAAAAUUGGCUCUAAAGAGAACACUAAAGAGGGCCUCGCAGAGUUAUAUGAAUACAAAAAGAAGUAUUCUGAUGCAGACAUUGAACCCUUCCUCAAGAACUCUUCACAGUUCUUCCAGAGCUAUGUGGAAAGAGGGCUACGGCUGAUUGAACUGGAAAGGGAGGGCAAAGGGCGCAUUCCUUCUUCUACAGGGGUUUCUCCACAGAUGGAGGUAUCGUGUAUCCCUGCUCCCACCAAUACAGUAUCUUCAUCAAUAGGAAAUUCAAAUGGUGAAGAGGUGGGGCCUUCUGUCUACCUGGAAAGGCUAAAAAUCCUCAGGCAGCGAUGCGGCCUUGACAAUGCGAAGCAGGAAGACAGACCACCCCUGACUUCCCAGCUCUCCAAGCCAUCGGUCCCUACAGUUGCCUCCUCCACGGAUAUGCUCCACAGUAAGCUUUCUCAGCUCCGUGAGUCACGAGAACAAUACCAGCACAUUGAUAUGGACUCCAAUCAGACCCACUCUUCUGGAACCACCACUUCUUCCUCCACAGCAUCCAAUAUUGAUGACUUGAAAAAAAGACUGGAGAGAAUAAAAAGCAGCCGCAAGUGAAAUGGCUUGAGAGCGCGGCUGUCGCAGAGCUGUUCAGCCUUAGUUUACUAAACUAGAAGUCUUCAUAGCUAAAGUGGCCUCAUGUAGGCCUCAUGUAUACAAACUGGUUUAUGUGUAUAAUACUGUGGAUCUUGGAGGAAGAUCCAAGUCAUUGUGGCACAAGUCUUUGUACAUACUUUGCUUCUCUGUGAGCCUCUCUUGACUGUAGAAGACUGUCUGUGUAUUAGUUUUAGUGUACAGGCCUGUAAACAACCAUCCUCCUGGUCAAUCCAGUUUCUAAUAACUUGUUUUUAUUUGUAAAGUUGUCCUAUGUUUCCUAGCUCUUUACUCUUAGAAGCUCUCCAGUGGAUGCUCUUUUAAUUUUGUGCAUUUGUUCUCCAUAUAAUCCUUGAACCGUUUCUGUAUGGGCGCAUGGCAUGAAAUAACUAAUUUAAGUGUCUUUUUGUAAAUAAAGUUUGCAUUAACUCUCUGGGAGCAACAGUGACUGUUGGUGGGAAAGGUCUGUCAGUGUUUCUAGAUGCCAGCGACUUGGCAUUUCUAAAUCUGAGUGAAUGGCUAAAGUCCCAGCAAUAGCAGUGGAUUGGUACACAUUGAGGC